Molecule: messenger RNA, 174 nt
Organism: Funneliformis caledonium
Lineage: Eukaryota; Fungi; Glomeromycota; Glomeromycetes; Glomerales; Glomeraceae
Source: the annotation of a GenBank genome assembly
AUGAAUGUACCUGUUAUUAGGAUCACCAUCAUAUCAGUUAUUGAAAAGAAAUUGACAGUACCCAAUCGUGAUGGUGAAAAGAAUAAACAAAUUCGUACUCCAUUAGAAGAACAUAUUCAGUUAAAAUAUCAACCGCCCAAUUUUAAUAAUCAAACCAUCAGAAAAGAUAUCUAA